CCUUGAUCGCGUGUGUAGGUAAUUCAUUUUUGAAGGGUCUGGAAAAUUGGAUAAAUUGGUCUGAAAAACCUAAAAAAAAUCAGCAAAAAUCAUUUCCGAACAAGAGUGGAUACCCUAGAUUACUUGUGAAGAGAUUAGAGAGACUCCAAAACGAUAGGUAGGUACAUAAGUACGUGUACUGUACCUGUCAUUUAUUAAGCUCUAAACUACGCUCGUCGCUAGUUUCAUAAAGACCUCAUGUAUGGUAAAUCGGUUCAAUGUCUGAGUCACAUCGUACACAGCAUUACCUACUUGCAGAUAAUUAUUUGCACGUAUCUUAACUUACAUAAGUUAGUCUCGCGUUAUCAUCGCGGUGUAAUUAUUAUAUGUAUGUAGUUACAAAGAGGCAUGGGAAGUUUGUUUUUUUUACAAGUGUUUUCGAAAGCUCACUAGCUUUCGUUGUUGUUUUAUCAGCGAUAAAAUGUGUAGGUAUAAAAAUCGAAUUUGCGUUGUGUUCUCGUUCAUUAAAACGUACCUAUGCGAGUUGCUGAGACAUAGUUUAUCGAAGAGGAAAAAACAACGUUUAAAAUGAAAGUAUUUGGUUUUUGGAUUUCGUUGUUGAUUUUGACAGUGAUUUCAAAAAUUCCACGUAGCGAUGGAGCUAAAAUCUUGGGAAUAUUUCCGUAUCCUCUCAGGAGCCACUUUGCCAGUACUAGUUCUGCAAUGAAAAGUUUGGUAGAUGCUGGACACCAAGUUACUAUCGUUUCUCCAUUCGCUCGUGACCUUGCAAAAGAUAAUUAUACUUCGAUCAUCGAUUUAUCGGAUUCGAUACCUAUUAAGAUAGGUACAGGAUCGUUCGGGCAGCAUAAAAAAGGUGGUCCUUAUAGCGAAAUGCACAUACCCUUCAAUUCUGAAAAAAAUCUCUGCAGUAAGGUGAUGGAUUCUAAAGCAUUCCAGGAAUUAUUUUUCUCGCAAGAAUCAUUCGAUGUGGUGUUUGUCGAAGUGCACGUGUUUUACAAAUGCUAUCUGCCAAUAGCGAAAAAAAUGAACGCCCCUGUGAUCGGUAUCACCACAGUGAGAUCUUGGAGUCUUGGAGACUUGGCAACUGGAAAUCCUCAUCAUGUAGCCGACGUUCCAGCUGAAUCAAUAUCAGGAUGGAGAUUCGACGAUAUUUACUAUCGUCUAAUUAAUUUAUACAAUUACGUGACUGUGUGGUAUUUUUGGAGGUUUGAUGUGGUUCCUGUUUUGAAGAAGUUCGAGCAAGAUUACGCCCAUAUGUUGGGUCCAUAUCAAGGAUAUUUAGAAAUCGAGCCAGUAUUGAUGUUUUAUAAUGGUCAUCAUAGUAUUUUACCCAGAGCAAAUAAUCCGAAUGUCGUUGAAAUUGGUGGAAUACAAGUUGGACCUGCGAAACCACUGCCUCAGAAAAUUCAAAAAUUUAUCGACGAAGCGGAUCACGGAGUAAUUUUGUUCACUUUUGGUUCGUUCGUGAAAGUGAGUUCGAUGCCAGCCAAUGUAGUGAAUAUUUUUCUGAAUGUGUUCGCGAGUAUACCUCAAAGAGUGCUAUGGAAAUUCGAAGAUCCCUUGCAAAAUGUACCAGAUAAUGUCAUGUUGGUGGAUUGGCUUCCCCAAAGAGAUAUUCUAGAACAUCCGAAUGUCAGAGCUUUCAUCAGCCAUUGCGGACUUAGUGGAAUGUACGAAGCUGUCUAUACAGCCACUCCAGUCAUUUCUUGUCCUUUGAUGUUUGAUCAACUAGCUAAUGCGGCCAUUUUAGAACAUGUAGGUGUCGCUGUACACUUAGAUAUCGACUCCCUUACAGAAGAAUCCCUAUUGAGCGCCAUUAAUUCGGUAUUUAACGACACAAGGUAUAUGCAAUGGAACAAGUAUUAUGAUAAAAUGCAGAAGGUAUCGCAAGCUUUUAAAGAUAGACCACUCACUCCGCCACAAAGUGUGGUAUAUUGGACCGAAUAUGUGAUUAAAUACAGACAUACUUUGAAUUUAAUGCCUCCCUCUGGCAAAUUGAAUUGGUUCCAGUAUCAUUUGUUUGAUAUUUUUUCGCUCCUUAUUGGCGUUAUUUGUCUCAUCUGUUUCUUACUUAGUUUGAUUGUCAAUGCUUUAAUAAAUUAUGUCAAUCGAAAAUUCGAUUUAUAUUUUGGUCUGAAAAAUAAAUCAGUUUGAUCGAAAAAUCAUAUUAUUUUAUUUAUCAAGGUGUGAAAUAUCAAACACUGCGUCAUUUUACACUGGAUUGCCCGAUUUGAAUGGUAUCCAUUUAAGGAGCAUGUUAUGAAAUCUUGGUGACAUUAAUUUUUAUGUUUCCAUGUUUAUUUUUGAACUAUUUGUCCUUGUGUAUAAAUGAUGAAUUUUUGAAUUAAUGGUAAAAAUUCAAAAAAUCUUUGCUCUGUGUGCGAUUAGUCUGGACCAUGUCUGAGUGCCAGUUUAAUCGAUGAGUAAAUUCUGAAGAAAAAAAAGGCAAAUCAUUGAUUGAGGUACAUUAUCCUGUUCAAUUUACGAAACUGCUGUACUCAAGAUUAACCUCUUUUAAAAGCUAUAUCCUGGAGCCUGCAGCAAGUUUUCUAUUCUCUCCAAGAAUUUAAAAUUUCUUCGAAUUGAUCGAAAGUAAUAACCUUUAAUGCAUAAGCCUUUAACGGGUGAUUUAUAGAGACCCUUUUGUCUAUAAAAAAUUGAAUCGGAAAAUCAAUGGUGUGGCCGGAUUUUUUCUCCAAAAGGUUGCAAAAUGUUUGCUGAAAAGGCUGAUGAGUAUAUUUUUAUUCAAAUUGACACGAGUGAAAUGUCUUACAAAAAAUGAUCCUUUUUGUUUUUUUGGUAAGAACAAUAUUUGACUUUACAUUUCUGGUGUCGAGAAUGGCGCUUUUUCUUUAGCUACGUCACUGCUUGGAUUUUGAAAUACUGUUUUGAUUUCAAGUACAUAGGUACUCGUAUUGGUAAAAACUGUAUUCUGAAGUGGUUUUAUAUUGAUUUUCGUUGAAUUUGAUGUCAUUCGUUAAAAUCAUGGGAUGUCAUGUUUAAAAAUAUCUUAUGUCAAGAUGUCUUAAAAGUUUCCAUGUUUAUGUUGAUUUUGUGUGCACAUUGUAAAUCUAGUCUUGAACAUUUUUAUGACGGCGAAAGUUGCAGCAAAUUUACACGAGGUUAGUGUCAGCUUAAAUAGUUUAGAGUGCGGUGAACGACAAUUUCCUCUGCGAAUUCCUAUUUCUUUGCUGAAAAAAUAAUGUGAAGCUAUGAGAUUUCUAAUUUCUAUCGAUGUGCUUAUUUCAAAUUUUUGAUUGAUUAUUGCCUAUACAAGGAAAGUAUUCCAAUCAGUAAAACAAUUUUGAACUCAGGGGCAAAAAAAAUUGAUAAGAGGACCCUAAAAUACACCGCCAGCCAAAAUCUUAGCUGCUGAAAUUCAUUUUUCGAUUUUUAGAGAAUUUUUGAAAAUUCAAACUUGAGUCAAAAAUGAGGAAAAAUUAUUUCACCAAAACGGACCUAGAAAGUUGAAAUUUGAAUUGUAGACCUACCUUAUUUUCGACCUCCCGGGUCAAUUGGUGAUGAUUUCGAAUCGCUCAAGCCUCCAGUGGAUUUCUGGAUUCUCUAGUUUUUGAAAAAUGAACGUUGGAAGUAGGAUGAAAAGAAAUUCAGCUGCAUUUAACAUCUUUGUGACCUACUUGACCGAUGCAGGAACAAAUCUUCAAAAUGUUUUGGUGUUAUGUAGCUCAAAUCCAAAAUUUUCUCCAGAGAUUAUUUUCAAAAUAAAUGAGAAAAUCAUCGUUCUCGAACGCCUAAACGGAAAAGAUAUUUCACUAGUGAAUAUUUAGUAAAAAAAGGUUAUGAAAAAAUAAAAAAAAUCAAUAAUGCUUUCAUUUGUAUUGUUUUUUUAAAAAUAAUUUUGAUUGAAAUUAAAAAAUAUGUACUUGAUAUCUGUGCUGAUCCUAUGCCUGUAUGGUGCUGUACAUGGCGCAUUUAUUUAAUUUUAUUUCAUGUUAUUUAAUUUCAUUAUUCAUUCUUUUAUAUACUAUUGAUCAUUUCCUACACUGUUAGUACAUAAGUCGACUUUGUAAAUGCAGCAACGCUGCCUAUUGCAAAAAAUAAAGUUGAUUUGAUUUGA
Molecule: messenger RNA, 4078 nt
Organism: Planococcus citri (citrus mealybug)
Lineage: Eukaryota; Metazoa; Arthropoda; Insecta; Hemiptera; Pseudococcidae
Product: UDP-glucosyltransferase 2-like
Exons: 6
Coding region: 568-2154 (528 amino acids)
Molecular function (GO): UDP-glycosyltransferase activity
Source: RefSeq, a predicted model, not a curated record